Acytostelium subglobosum LB1 is the source of this 2055-nucleotide messenger RNA. RefSeq lists its product as hypothetical. The coding region runs from base 1 to 2055 and encodes 684 amino acids. The record is from RefSeq and is a predicted model, not a curated record. Lineage: Eukaryota; Evosea; Eumycetozoa; Acytosteliales; Acytosteliaceae. The transcript is spliced from 6 exons.
AUGUCAAUUGGAAGUGUACAAUCAGUACCAAUCGCACAGUCGUGGACUGGAUUCACAGAUAAUACACAGUUUGAUAAUGUUAGCAAUUGGAAUCCGAAUGGUCCACCAGCUGACAAUGACCUAAAGCUCAACUUUGAACCAAAUCCAACAUUUGUAAUCAAUACUCCAAUCUUCUCAUUCAACGCACACUCUAUAUUGGUGUACCCACCCAUCAGCGUCGUCCAACAAGGUGACUUUAGCGUCGACACCUUCCUCACCAACAACGGCACAUGGACAUCAGCCACCGGCAACAUCGAUGGUGUCGACGUUUCAAACAGCUUCAACAUGAACAUUGGUGCAGGCAUCACCACAACAAGACUCUACAACUACAAUGGUGGAUCACUCAAGUUCAGGUCCGCAUCUGCUACUGACGUGUAUAACUAUGGCGACAUUGAUUGUGGAGCCAAGCUGGAAGUCAAGGGACAUAUUGUGUCAUCGGGCAAGAUGUACUUUGACAAGGGUUCAUUGUUUUUGGUUUCUGGAUCAGUUGGCAGCUCGUUCACUGAUUAUGCCAAGGUUGGCUUGAAUGCAACAAUGACUGUAAUCAAGGGCCAUACAAUCAAUUGCAAGGAUAAUGCAAGGAUCGUUUCGGUGGAUGGUAGUUUUGAGUUGCGCCAGAUCACCACUUUGAACAUGGAGGGUGCCAGCUCGAUAUCCAUGGGUGGCACGACCACAACCUUUGAGAACUCUGUGCUCAACUUGAAGAACAGUGCAUGUCUAUACACUCUGUCUCAAUCCGUUGACAUUAAGAACACUACCAUUACACUCAAUGACAAUGCCAACUUCACUCUACGUGGACAAGUCAACGCUGCCGUCACACAAGGAUCAUUCAACCUCAAAGACUCAUCCCUCUUUGACGUAUACUCCGCCUCCGUCAUGACUUUUGCCGACUCUCUCUCAUCAUUCAACUUGUCACAGACCUCCAAGCUAAGCCUCAAUGCUUCAUCAUGCAUUGCAUGUACAUUCCAGCUCUAUGACGACUCAAGGAUAGUGAUCUCGGAAUCAUCCCACCUCACAUCAAACAAAUCAAGCAUACUCAAUGGAGGCUCGAUGAUCCAGGCCUCUUCAAACUCAACAAUCAAUGUGUACACUGAUUGGAGCAUGCGUGAUAGUUCUCAGAUUCAAGUGUCGGGCUCAAUGUUGACUGUAAGCGGAUCAUUGUGGACUAAUGGAGACUCCAAGCUCACCAUACAUGAUGGAUCUAAACUAAAGAUCGACGGUCAGUUGACACUACAAUCAGGCGUAUUCUCCAUUGCCAACUCAUCAAUGGUUAUUAGCACCGAUGCCACAAUACGCAUCACCAACCAGACCAUCAUCGACAACAACGUCAGCUUGGAGAACAAUGGUACCAUCCUACUUCAAGCCAACAUCAAGGUAGAGGAUACUCACAGUGGUCCAACCCAGUAUUCAUCAUUUAUCAAUAGUGGAAGAAUAUCUGGAAAUGGAACUAUUCCAAUGAAUGUUCUAAACACUGUACUCCAACUCACUCUCCUCUCAUGGACUGAUCACUCAAGCUUGAACAUCACAAAGAAUAUUACCAAGGCAGGAACUAUCAAUAUUAAGGUAAACUCAUUGAUGAUGGACAUUAGCAAGGGCAACAGCAGUGUUACUUUGGUAACAUUUGGAGCAAGUGCUGGCGGUCAGUUCGACUCGGUGAACUUUGUCUACUUCAAUGCGCAGACAGGCACAGUCGUACCCAAGCCAACAUGCCAGUUCACUCACAACACCACCGAGACAGGCAGUAUCACAAUCUUCCAAGAGUGCAUGGCACCAUCUACUACAACAACCGGCGCAUCAACAACUACAAUGUCCACGACCACCAGCACCACAUCUACAACCGAUGGCACACCAGAGCCUACACCAGCACCACCUGGCAAGAAGGGAUUGGGACCCGGUGUCACUGCCGCCAUUGUCGUAGGAGUACUCGUAGCAGUAGUUGUCGGCGCAGUCAUCGCAUCGAUCGUCAUCUGGAAGAAGCGUUUCCCAGGUACCAGCUCAUCAAUAGAGAUGCAUUAA